Messenger RNA from Hyposmocoma kahamanoa, 2018 nucleotides. RefSeq names its product cyclin-dependent kinase 8 (gene Cdk8). Gene Ontology annotation, biological process: protein phosphorylation. The coding region runs from base 303 to 1688 and encodes 461 amino acids. NCBI's taxonomy places the organism in Eukaryota, Metazoa, Arthropoda, Insecta, Lepidoptera, Cosmopterigidae. Gene Ontology annotation, molecular function: RNA polymerase II CTD heptapeptide repeat kinase activity; ATP binding; cyclin-dependent protein serine/threonine kinase activity. The record is from RefSeq and is a predicted model, not a curated record. The transcript is spliced from 8 exons. Gene Ontology annotation, cellular component: nucleus; mediator complex.
GAAAAAUUUCCACUAUUUAAAAUUUUUACAAAAGUGUGUGACAUUGACAUGUGAAUAAAUGUGAUUUUGACAUUUGGUUUGGUCUGUCUCUGUGGUUGCCUGCUUACUGUCGCCUGUCAGCAUAAAUUGGAAUUAACUGAAAUCGUAGUUUUAUAUCCAGCAGAGUUAAUGAGAAGAAACCACAGAAUACGAUUACAAGUCUGUACAGUUGAUGUUAAAGAUUUCCUUAAUUUGAACUCCACGGAAUAUUGAGAAUAUCACAUAACAUCGAGACCUAUUCACAUAACUUAUAAACGUCAGAAAUGGGUGACAAUUUCCAAAACAAAACUAUGGCACCGGUUAUGAUGGACUAUGAUUUUAAAGUAAAAACACAGAAUGAGAGGUCUAAAGUCGAGGAUUUAUUUGAUUACGAAGGUUGUAAGGUUGGCCGGGGCACGUACGGCCAUGUGUAUAAAGCUAGGAGGAAAGAUGGGUCGGAUACUAAGGAUUAUGCUUUAAAGCAAAUUGAGGGCACUGGACUUUCCAUGUCUGCGUGUAGAGAAAUAGCGUUACUAAGAGAGCUCAAGCACCCAAAUGUGAUAAACUUAAUACGAGUAUUUCUUUCACAUACUGAUCGUAAAGUAUGGCUGCUGUUUGACUAUGCAGAACAUGAUUUAUGGCAUAUCAUUAAGUUUCACCGUGCUGCUAAAGCUAAUAAGAAGUCAGUUAUGGUGCCAAAAGGGAUGGUGAAGAGUCUACUUUAUCAGAUAUUGGAUGGGAUACACUACUUGCAUUCGAAUUGGGUGUUGCAUCGAGACCUGAAACCAGCCAACAUCUUGGUCAUGGGAGAAGGUCCAGAGAGAGGAAGAGUGAAGAUAGCAGACAUGGGAUUUGCGAGAUUGUUCAAUGCUCCUCUGAAGCCACUAGCUGACUUGGACCCUGUGGUGGUCACUUUCUGGUACAGAGCACCUGAAUUAUUGCUUGGGGCUAGGCAUUAUACUAAAGCUAUUGAUAUCUGGGCAAUUGGUUGCAUUUUCGCCGAACUUCUAACUUCCGAGCCAAUAUUCCACUGUCGGCAGGAAGAUAUUAAAACCAGCAACCCUUACCAUCACGAUCAACUAGACAGAAUAUUCAAUGUGAUGGGCUUCCCACAGGAAAAAGACUGGGAAGAUAUUAGGAAGAUGCCUGAACACGCCACUUUAGUUAAAGAUUUUAAAAGAUCGAACUACCAAAACUGUUCCUUAAGUAAAUACAUGGACCGCCACAAGAUCAAGCCAGAUAGUAAAGCAUUCAGUUUGCUUCAAAGACUGCUACUCAUGGAUCCUAAUAGAAGGAUUACCUCGGAACAGGCUAUGCAAGACCACUACUUUACUGAGGAUCCGUUACCAACACAGGAUGUAUUCGCUGGGUGUCCCAUACCAUACCCGAAAAGAGAGUUCCUCACAGAUGAUGACCAAGACGAUAAGAGCGAUUCUAAGGCCAGGCAAAACCAGCAACAGCAACAACCUAAUACACAACAAAAUCAAGUGCAGCAGAACAGUCAUGAUCAUGGCGCCAACAAUGCUAAACGCAUGAGAAUGCAAGGGCCGAAUCAAGGCAAUAGCGGCGGCGGCGGGCAGCAGGAGUUUCAUCAACAACAGCAAAUGAUGUUCGGCGGCCAGCAGCAGAACAACUCACAGCAGCAGAAUAAUUUUCAACAGCGGUUCUAGUAGUUAUAUAGAUUUUAUCACCACUAAUAAGAUCAUAAUAAUAAUAACUUUUUUUAAAGCCGACCUCAAAAGUUCGUGAUAUCACAUCUAUUUGCCAAGUUUUAUUGAAAUCGGUUAACGGAAACUGGGUGAUAUCCAACAAACCGGAAUCAUCACCUAAUAAGCCACCCUUAGAAAUUGAUAUUUUUUCAAAUUUGAAUAGGACGACUAAGGUCCAUCCCCUUUGCAACAAAAAAUAAUCAUCGGAAUCGGUUUACAAAUGUCUGAGUAAUCGCGUAACGUAAAACAAAAAAUACAAGUCUAAUUGAGAAUUGAGAACUGAGAACUCCU